UCAAAUCUUCAGAUAAGCAUGUAAGACACUCUAGUAACAGUAACCAUUCAAAGAUUAGCUUUUGAAGUGGGGUAUCAUUCCAUCAAAUCUUCAGAUAUGUGCUUGAUUUUUGAGUUUUUGUACUUUGUGAAUGUGGAGUAGGUACUUAUGUACAUGUGAAAAGCAUGUGCGCAGCAGCUACGUCUACAUGGGUUUCUUGUUCUUAUCUAAAACUGCAUCCAGCUAUAUGGAAAUGAAGUGAAUUUCAACUAGAGUUUUUCACUUUUAAGAGAAUUUUCUGAUCUUGGGUUGGUGAAUUUUAGCUUCCAUCUGAUUUUCUAACCUUUCCAAGUGUUUAGCUAUUUUCCACGAAAAGCUUAAGGAGCAGUAACCACACAACUUAUUGAUCUGAAUAAAAGAGUGAACUUUGAAGUACUAUUGGUGGAGAGUUAGCCAUAAAAGUCAAGCCCGUGAACUAGUGUUUGUGGUUUAAAUUUAAGAUUAAAUUUAAGGCUAAUUUUGCAAUUUCAAAACUGAAACAGCUAUAUAGUUUUGCUAGAACUUUGAGGCCCUCCUUAUAGCUUGAAGCAAAGAUUAGAGUUUGAGGUAAAUGGGGAGUAAUUUGCAUUUACAGAAGUAUGGAAAUGAGCCACCAGGGGAGGAUGGACAUCCGUUGGCACGACAAUCGUCUGUUUAUUCAUUGACAUUUGAUGAGUUUCUAAGAGGGAGUGGAAAGGAUUUUGGGUCAAUGAACAUGGAUGAGUUGUUAAAGAACAUAUGUAGUGCAGAAGAGAUUGGCGGACAAGAAUUGGGUGUUUCAAGUGGGAAUUUGCAGAGGCAAGGGUCAUUAACUUUACCUAGGACACUGAGUCACAAGACUGUUGAUCAAGUGUGGAAGGAUAUAUCAAAAGAGUAUGAUGGUGGAAAUGAUGUUGGGAUAUCGUCGAAUAUGCCUAGUAGGCAACAGACUUUAGGGGAGAUUACACUUGAGGAUUUCUUGGUUAGAGCUGGUGUUGUGAGAGAAGAGGCACAGUUAGCUGCCAAAGCUAGUAACUUUAGUGAUAAUAAUCUUGGAAUGGGAUUUGGAUAUCAACAGAGCAAUAAGAAUACAACUCUGAUGGCUAGUAGGAACAUUGAUAAUAAUAGUGAAAGUGGUAUUCAGUCUGCUACUUUACCAGUGAAUGUGAAUGGGAUCAGAUCUGUGCAACAACAGCAAGGAACAAUGCAACAGCAGCAACCCCUUUUCCCAAAGCAACCUGGUGUGGCUUAUGGCGCUCCGAUGACCUUUCCGAGUAGUGGUCAAUUAGGCAGUCCAGGGAUGAGGGGUGGUAUUGUUGGUAUAUCUGAUCCAGCAUUUAGUAGUAAUUUAGUACAGGGUUCGGCUCUAACAGGUGGAGGAAUGAGUAUGGUUGGUUUUGGAGCUGGGGGUGUAAUCGGUGCGACAGCAUCUCCAGCGGUUUCAUCAGAUGGACUCGGGAGGAGUAAUGGAGAUACAUCUUCUAUAUCUCCAGUUCCUUAUGUCUUUAAUGGUGGUUUGAGAGGAAGGAAAGGCGGUACCGUGGAGAAAGUUGUUGAAAGGAGGCAGAGGAGAAUGAUAAAAAAUAGAGAGUCUGCAGCACGAUCUAGAGCUAGGAAGCAGGCCUACACUAUGGAGCUAGAAGCAGAAAUUGCAAAACUUAAAGAAGAAAACGAAGAGUUGCAGAAGAAACAGGCAGAGAUGAUGGAAAUGCAGAAGAAUCCGGUUCAGGAGAUGAUGAACCUUCAACGAGGAGCUAAAAGGCGAUGCUUGAGAAGGACACAGACAGGUCCAUGGUAAAAAUGGGGUUCAGGAAUUAGUGGCUUAGCUGCGGCUAUGUUUUGGUGUAGUAAUUAGUGCCUGUACAUAGAGGGAACAUAUUUCCAUUGUAGAUCAGAAGAGAAGAGUUAUCUUUUUGCUAUAGCCUUUUCCUUCUAUAUUUCCAAAGCAUUCUCCCUUGUUGACAAUGUCAUGAAUAAAACUACAGCGAAAGUAGAAUACUUACAUGCUUUGCACAGAUAUACCUAUUGUUUGUUUGUAACUGUAACUCUUUUUAUGAUGUAACGACCCGUUUGGUCGUUAUUGCGUUUU
This is a messenger RNA of Lycium ferocissimum, 2086 nucleotides long. RefSeq names its product ABSCISIC ACID-INSENSITIVE 5-like protein 5. Gene Ontology annotation, molecular function: DNA-binding transcription factor activity. The transcript has 4 exons. Gene Ontology annotation, biological process: positive regulation of DNA-templated transcription. Bases 590 to 1795 code for a protein of 401 amino acids. Lineage: Eukaryota; Viridiplantae; Streptophyta; Magnoliopsida; Solanales; Solanaceae. Gene Ontology annotation, cellular component: nucleus. The record is from RefSeq and is a predicted model, not a curated record.